Molecule: messenger RNA, 1456 nt
Organism: Trematomus bernacchii (emerald rockcod)
Lineage: Eukaryota; Metazoa; Chordata; Actinopteri; Perciformes; Nototheniidae
Gene: zc4h2
Product: zinc finger, C4H2 domain containing
Exons: 5
Coding region: 152-826 (224 amino acids)
Biological process (GO): positive regulation of neuron differentiation
Cellular component (GO): nucleus
Source: RefSeq, a predicted model, not a curated record
GCCACUCACCACACGUAGCCACGGUUUCACACUGCGGGCGCGUCCUCGUGUGCGCGCUCACGAAGGCUAUUGUGUUUUUAUCAACAAGGAGACCACCGUGGCCUUACGGGUAACUGAGCUGACCAGCUGAAAGAAGAGACACUGUACCACCAUGGGGGACGAACAAGAAAUAAUGUGCAAGUUAGAAAACAUCUUGGAAAUACGGAACAAGACUGUGCAGAUGCAGAAGAUCAAGUCUCGUCUUAAGGUUGAGUUUGAAUCUCUGGAGUCGGAGGAGAAGCACCUGAAAGAGUACAAACAAGAGAUGGAUCUGCUUCUACAAGAGAAAAUGGCACAUGUGGAGGAGCUGCGGCUUAUCCACGCAGAUAUCAAUGUGAUGGAAAGCACCAUCAAGCAGUCGGAGAAUGACCUGAAUAAACUGCUAGAAACAACACGCCGCCUGCAUGAUGAGUACAAACCUCUGAAGGAGCAUGUUGAUGCCCUCAGGAUGACUUUAGGUCUACACAGACUCCCGAACCUGAACGAAGAGGAGGAGAAGCUUUCCCUGGAUUACUUUGAGAAGCAGAAAGCAGAGUGGCAGAAGGAGCCGCACGAGCCCGCCAUCCCAGAAUCCCUCGCCGCCGCUGCAGCAGCAGCACAGCAGCUUCAAGUCUCCAGGAAGCAAGAUGCACGCCAGACGGCCACCUUCAGACAGCAACCCCCUCCCAUGAAGGCUUGUUUGUCCUGCCACCAGCAGAUUCAUCGUAAUGCCCCCAUCUGUCCAUUGUGCAAGGCCAAGAGCCGCUCCCGCAACCCAAAGAAGCCCAAGAGGAAGCCCGACGAGUAGAUCCUACCCUACCUUCAGCCUCAGUUUAACGGGACCUGGUCUGAAACACUGAUCCAAGAUCAGCCAUGUACUUCACAAUAUAUGACUGAAAUAACAGAUCUAUGCUUCAGGGCAACUUCCACAAACAGUCCUCUCUUAAACAAGUCGUCUUAGUACCUUUUUCAUAAACUGUCAACUGAAAUUGAUGGAGGAUCUGGUGAUGUCAUUCUGUUUGUUUUAACUGUGCUUUGGAUGUGUUUAUAUGUAAUUGUAUGACUUCUAUAGUAGGUUUAAUAACCCCUAACCAUGUAGCUGCAAUAAUGCAAAAACGAAACUUGAUAAAAUGCAGACCUUUUUUCCCCAUGUUGCCAUUGUUCUUUGCCUUAGAUAUUGUACUGUAUUUUCAAAUUAGUUUUUGAAUGCAUGUGUGCUUCCAUGGCUGUCUGUCUUGUAUUUGUUUGUGCCAAUGAAAAUAUUGAGUAGGCUUAAUUAAAGUUAGAUAAAACACAAUGUUGUUUUAAUGUUUACAGUGUUCAAGUGACAACCGGUGGAAUAAGAAAAGAAAUAAAACCCAGACUCAUCCGCUCUGAAAAGUGUUGUGUGUUUAACUUUAAUACAGUGAUAAGAAAAUAAAUUGCUGUUUUGUAUUAA